GGUGGCUCGCUGGGCUCAGUUCGCGCUGCUCGUGCUGACGAUGGGAGACGAGGAGCUCGAGGACUUGGUUCAUUUCUCGGUGCGCGACGCGCCGGCACGAGGUUAUGUCGUCAUGGAGGAGAUCCGACGUCAGGGGAAACUCUGUGAUGUCACGCUCAGGGUGGGGGAUCAUAAGUUCAGCGCUCACCGGAUCGUGCUCGCCGCCUCCAUCCCGUACUUCCACGCCAUGUUCACCAACGACAUGGUGGAGUGCAAACAGGACGAGAUCCUGAUGCAGGGCAUGGACCCCAGUGCUCUGGAGGCUCUGAUUAACUUUGCGUACAGCGGCCAUGUUGCUAUCGACCAACAGAACGUCCAGUCUCUUCUGAUUGGCUCCGGCUUCCUGCAGCUGCAGAACGUGAAGGACGCCUGCUGCUCCUUCCUCCAGGAGAGGUUACAUCCGAAGAACUGUCUGGGUGUGCGUCAGUUCGCAGAGACCAUGAUGUGCACGACUCUGUACGACUCGGCCAGCAGCUUCCUGCACCAGCACUUUGUGGACGUGUCUCUGUCGGACGAGUUCCUGGGGCUGAGGACGGAGGAGGUGCUGGAGCUGGUGGGCUGUGAUGAGCUCAAUGUGAAGGCUGAAGAGCAGGUGUUCGAGGCGGCUCUCAGCUGGGUUCAUCAUGACCAGGACCGGCGGGAGCCUCUGCUGCCGGAGCUGCUGUCAAAGAUCCGACUUCCUCUGUGUCGCCCUCAGUUUCUGUCUGACCGCGUCCAGCAGGACGAGCUGGUUCGUUGCUGCCAUAAAUGCAGAGACCUGGUGGAUGAAGCCAAAGAUUUCCACCUGAUGCCCGAGCGUCGUCCUCAUCUUCCCACGUUCAAGACCAGACAGAGGAGCUGCACGUCCAUCACAGGACUCAUCUACGCUGUGGGAGGACUCAACAGCUCCGGUGACUCCUUAAAUGUGGUCGAAGUCUUCGAUCCAAUCGGGAACUUCUGGGAGCGCUGUCAGCCAAUGAGGACGGCUCGCAGCAGAGUGGGUGUGGCUGUUGUUAACGGACUGCUGUUCGCCAUCGGUGGAUAUGACGGCCAAUCGCGACUGAGCACAGUGGAGGUCUACAACCCAGAGACGGACACCUGGACGCGGGUGUCGAGCAUGAACAGUCAGCGCAGCGCCAUGGGGACGGUGGUGGUGGACGGACACAUCUACGUCUGCGGCGGCUACGAUGGGAAGUCGUCUCUGAACUCUGUGGAGUGCUUUUCUCCAGAGACCGACAGGUGGACGGUGGUGACAGAGAUGAGUGCCAGUCGCAGCGCUGCCGGCGUGACGGUGUUUGAUGGACGCAUCUUUGUGUCCGGCGGCCAUGACGGUUUACAGAUCUUCAACACGGUGGAGUACUACAACCACCACACCAACAGGUGGCACCCUGCGUCAGCGAUGCUGAACAAGCGGUGCCGUCACGGGGCAGCGUCUCUGGGCAGUCACAUGUACGUGGCGGGGGGUUACGACGGAUCGGGCUUCCUGAGCGGGGUGGAGGUGUUCAGCUCGGCGUCGGGGCAGUGGAGCCUCCUGGUGGCGAUGAGCACACGUCGCAGCAGGGUGUCUCUGGUGUCCACGUCAGGGCGCCUGUAUGCUGUGGGUGGAUACGAUGGACAGUCCAACCUCAACUCAUUGGAGAUGUACAACCCAGACACCAACCGCUGGACCUUCAAGGCCCCCAUGGCCUGUCACGAGGGAGGGGUCGGGGUGGGCUGCAUCCCCAUGCAGCCCACCUAAACCAGCCAAUCAGAGGCUGUGGAAGGAUGUUACUGCCUCCUGCAGGCGGGGAGACAGCGCCCUCUGGUGGCGUUUACUGAGCUGUGUUGGUACGACAGCCAGGCUCAGACCCGCAAACUGAGGCCUGUAGGAUUAUGGGAAAAAAACUGUAGAGCUAGCUCACAAAAACUAGCUGCUAGCAUUGUGCUGUUGCACGUAUGGACCAGUAAUGAUAAAUAUUGAUUUGGUACUUGAUUGAAUCGACCAAUGGGACGUCACUUCCUGUCCAGAGAGAAACAAAGCUGCUGAUGAAACGGGAUGACUGCUCGGAUCUGUUUUCACUGGACCGUUUAUUACUCAUUUAGUGAAUCAGUGUGGUCGACGGUGACACACCCCCCCCCCAUCCUCCACCAACCAGUGUGUCCUGAUGGUGGCGCUGCUGAGACAGGUGCACCAGGAUCAUUGUGUGUAAGGGGAUUCCUCCUGACCGGUCAGUGUGACAUCACUUCCUGCAGAUGGCUGCAGAACUUCCUAUCUUGAUGUUUUUAGGUUCCUUCAGUAUCACAGUCAAUUCAGCUGAUUCCAUGAUGAUGACAUCAUCAUAGACUCGAUGAUAUUCUCCUGCUUGUUCUAAUGAGUGAACAUGUUCCUAUGGCAACCACCCCCCCCACACAUGAUUAUUUAUUUCAUAAUAAAAAGUACAACUCAGUCGAGUUUAAUAAAACACGUUAAA
Molecule: messenger RNA, 2468 nt
Organism: Pleuronectes platessa (European plaice)
Lineage: Eukaryota; Metazoa; Chordata; Actinopteri; Pleuronectiformes; Pleuronectidae
Gene: klhl18
Product: kelch-like family member 18
Exons: 10
Coding region: 41-1756 (571 amino acids)
Molecular function (GO): protein binding
Source: RefSeq, a predicted model, not a curated record